Saccostrea echinata is the source of this 1469-nucleotide messenger RNA. Its product is annotated as intraflagellar transport protein 57 homolog. The transcript is spliced from 2 exons. Gene Ontology annotation, cellular component: Golgi apparatus; centrosome; intraciliary transport particle B. The coding region runs from base 63 to 1316 and encodes 417 amino acids. Gene Ontology annotation, biological process: non-motile cilium assembly; intraciliary transport. The record is from RefSeq and is a predicted model, not a curated record. NCBI's taxonomy places the organism in Eukaryota, Metazoa, Mollusca, Bivalvia, Ostreida, Ostreidae.
GGGAAUAUGAGAUACUGAUCAAAUAUUUGUUAACGACCGAUGCGAACUUGUUUGCUGUAAGAAUGUCAGACGAAAAACGUCGAGGAGAAGAUGUGGAAGAUGGAGGUCCUGGUCUUGUGUACAUGCCAUUUGUUACAAUGGAGGAAAUUCUCGACAAACUUAGACUUCUUGAUUAUGAGAGGGAAUUUCAAAUGAAGCUGAAAAUGAAACCAAUUUCGAGGCAUUAUUUUGCUAUUCCUACUAACCCAGGGGAACAGUUCUUCAUGUUUACAUCCAUAUGUGCGUGGCUUCUUCAAAAAGCAGGACGAAAUUUUGAACAACCACAAGAAUAUGAUGAUCCAAAUGCCACAAUUUCCAGUAUUUUAGAAGAACUGCGUCACUUUGGUCACUCGGUAGACUUUCCUCCAUCAAAAUUAAAACAGGGUUGUGGUGAACAUUGUAUUUAUGUACUUGAUAAACUAGCCGACGAAGCCCUGAAAUCUUCAGGAUUUCACUGGCAAAGGCCGGAGUACCCAGAGGAAGAGUUGGAAGAGGAGAAUAUUGUAGAAGAUGAUGCUGAACUCACGCUUAAUGAAGUGGAAAAAUCCAUCUUCCAGAAUGAAAUGGAAGAAGAAGAAUUUGAGGAGGAAGAGCAAAUAUUGGAUUUAGAAGGACUGAAGAGACUGAGUCAGAAGAAUCAACAAGUGGAACAUUCAAAACCAGAAGAAAUCAUGGAAUCAACAACUGAUGCUGCUGCAUGGAAACUUGAAGUUGAAAGGGUCUUACCUCAGUUGAAAGUUACCAUCCGUAAAGAUAACAAGGACUGGAGGGACCAUGUUGAGCAAAUGCAUCAACACAAAGAUGGUAUUGAAUCUUCACUUACAGAGACAAAAUCGUAUCUUGACAAACUUCAUGACGAAAUAGCCAGAACACUUGAAAAAAUCGGAAGUCGAGAGAAGUACAUAAAUAAUCAGCUGGAACAUUUACUUGCAGAAUAUCGUGCUGCACAAGAUCAGCUCUCAGAAACAAAGGAAAGGUACCGACAGGCCAGUGGGGGAGUCACAGAGCGAUCUCGCAUGCUGGCGGACGUUACAGAAGAACUAGAACGCAUCAAGAUGGAGAUGGAAGACAGAGGCAGUAGCAUGACAGAUGGCGCUCCACUGGUAAAGAUCAAGCAGGCCAUCCAGAACCUCAGGAAAGAGAAUGUCCAGAUGGAAAUCCGAAUUGGAGUAGUGGAACAUGUUCUCCUCCAGGCCAAACUUAAAGAUAAAACCUCCCAGAAUAAAGAGGUUCAUAGUAACAAAACACAGGAUACAUUUGACUAUAAUGCCUAUUGAAUCUCUUGAGACUUAGGCUAAGUUGUUGAAUAUAUGUGAUAGUUUAUUCCAUCCAUUUUUAUAUUGUGAGAUUUUUCUUUUAAGAUUUAUUUGAUCAAUGUAAAGGAAGAUAAUUAUUUUUUUUUUAUAACACAAGAUCUGAUAAACACUAAA